AUGGCUGGGGCACGGCGGAUAAAAACUUUGUUGACUUUAAACAUCUGCGUUUUUGUGGGCAUUAUACUGUUCUCGAUUUACUGCAGAAUUCAGGAUCGCUCAGAGGAAUUCAUGAAAAACGGCAAGACUACUGAGCAAAGAUCUAACCGUAGAAAUGGAAAAAUCACUAACUUUGUGGACAAGCAGGCAAUUCUUCAAAGGCUCGAACAUCUUGAGGACGUGGUCUACCAUCAAUUAAACGGGCUGGGAAAGCCGGUUGGAUUGCUGGAGGGACAAAUGGGUCUGAGACAGGGGCAGGCCAGGAACCCUGCAACCCUGAGAAACCCUGUCCGUGACCCAGAUGGGGGAAAGUACAAAGAUUAUGGCUACAAUGCACAGCUGAGCAAUCAAAUCCCUCUGGAUAGAUCCAUUCCCGACUACAGGCCGAAAAAGUGCAAGCUGAUGACUUACCCAGAUGACCUCCCUCAGAUGACGGUGGUAUUCAUCUUUGUAAACGAGGCCUUGUCUGUGAUCCUACGGUCAGUCAACAGCCUGGUCAAUCACACACCUGCAUACGUCCUCAAGGAGAUCAUCCUGGUGGAUGACAACAGUGACAGUGUGGACCUGAAGCUGAACCUGGAUCAGUAUGUGAAUAAGAAUUAUCCAGGCCUAGUGAAGAUUGUCAGAAAUAGCAGACGAGAGGGACUUAUACGGGCCAGAAUCCUUGGAUGGAAAGCAGCCACUGCACCAGUUGUUGGCUUCUUUGACGCACAUGUUGAGUUCAACACAGCAUGGGCAGAGCCAAUCCUAACAAGAAUCAGGGAGGAUCGAACACGUAUUAUUCUGCCGUCGAUCGACAACAUCAAGCACAACACGUUUGAGGUGCAGCAGUAUGCUAACGCAGCCCAUGGCUACAACUGGGGCCUGUGGUGUAUGUACAUCAUACCCCCUCAGGCCUGGCUGGACAGAGGAGAUCAGACGGCCCCCAUCAGGACCCCUGCUAUGAUUGGCUGUUCCUUUGUGGUGAACAGAGAAUACUUUAGAGAGAUUGGCCUUCUAGACCCAGGCAUGGAGGUGUAUGGAGGAGAGAACAUUGAGUUGGGCAUGAGGGUAUGGCAGUGCGGAGGGAGUAUGGAGGUUUUACCUUGUGCUCGGGUGGCACACAUUGAACGCACCAAGAAACCCUACAACAACGACAUUGAUUACUAUGCCAAGCGCAAUGCCUUGAGGGCAGCCGAGGUAUGGAUGGAUGACUACAAAUCCCAUGUAUACAUGGCCUGGAAUAUCCCCAUCAAUAACCCUGGGGUUGAUUUUGGAGAUGUUUCUGAGAGAAUCGCCUUGAGGAAGAAAUUGCAAUGUCGCAGUUUCCAGUGGUACUUGCAGAAUGUGUAUCCAGAGAUGCGAGUGUACAACGACACCAUCACCUACGGUGAGGUGCGGAACAGCAAGGCCAGUGGCUAUUGCUUAGACCAAGGACCAGAUGAUGACAGCAGUCCAAUUCUCUACCCGUGCCACGGCAUGACAUCUCAGCUGGCCCGUUACACCUCAGCGGGGCUUCUGCAGCUAGGUCCCCUGGGCUCCACUACGUUCCUGCCCAACACCAAGUGUCUGGUGGAUGAGGGACGAGGGAGGACGCCAAGUCUAAAUAAAUGUGAGGGAAUGUCACGCUCAUCACAGAGGCUUUGGGACUUUACUCAGAAUGGCCCAAUAAUCAGCAGAGACACUGGUCGUUGUUUGGAAGUAGAGAUGUCCAGAGAGGCCAGCUUCGGCCUGCGCCUGGUGGUCCAGAGGUGCUCUGGUCAGAAGUGGACUAUUAGGAACUGGAUCAAACCUCCACGACACUGA
Messenger RNA from Oncorhynchus nerka (sockeye salmon), 1824 nucleotides. RefSeq names its product polypeptide N-acetylgalactosaminyltransferase 9-like. Gene Ontology annotation, molecular function: polypeptide N-acetylgalactosaminyltransferase activity. Gene Ontology annotation, cellular component: Golgi apparatus. Gene Ontology annotation, biological process: protein O-linked glycosylation. Lineage: Eukaryota; Metazoa; Chordata; Actinopteri; Salmoniformes; Salmonidae. Bases 1 to 1824 code for a protein of 607 amino acids. The transcript is spliced from 10 exons. The record is from RefSeq and is a predicted model, not a curated record.